CUGGCGUAGGAAAAAAGAGAAAAAGCCCUAUUCGUUUUUACUCAGAAAGAGAGAGGGAAAAAAAAACCCGACUCGUUUUUCUGGUUUUGGGGAGAGUUUUCUUCGUUUUAGGGUUUAAUUUUACGAAAGACGGGAGCUUCUUCUUCUUCUUCGGCCGGGGAGGAUUUCUUUUGGGUUUUGAGAGGCUCUAAGUUUUUCUUCGGCUUCGUUUCAGGUUUUUAACAAGGGAGAGUGAGAGGAGGAGGAUAAAUUGGAGUUAAUUUCUAAGGUUUCAGAGAAAGGACUUCGGUUUGGGGGUUCUCAGGCAGCUCUUUGUGAUCCCAAUUUGGGCUUUUUCUUUCUUAAACGAAGCUCAUUUUCUGAUUUUGGUCACUCUGGGUCUGGGAGGAUUUGAAAUUUUCUCUUCACAAAGAAGAAUUGGCUGGGUUGUAACUGACUGGGAGGGUAUUGGAUUCUCUCCUGAAAUCUAUUUUAAUAGCAGAGAACUCUGUGGUGCAUAGAAGCCUGGCACCAACUUCAACUCUUCUCUAUUUAAUUGCCUGUUUAUUAAAAGCUUAGAGUAUCAUGGCUGAUGAGGAACAGAAGCCCCUCCCAUAUGUACAAGAGACGGUUUUGAAGAAAAGGAAAAAUAAUGAAGAGUGGGCAAUAAAAAGGAGAGAGCAGUUGGGACAAAGGAAGUUGAGAAGUAAAGAAAAUCGAAAGCUCAACUUCAAAAGGGCCGAGCAGUAUAUCAAAGAAUUCAGAAACAAGGAGCUGGAUCUUGUUCAAAUGAAACAUAGGGGAAAGAGGCAAAGGUUGUCGUCUGUGGUACUCAAGUCCAAUCUUCUUUUUAUCAUCCGAAUUUGUGGAACAAAUGAUAUGCAUCCAAAGACUAGGAAGAUACUUCACUAUUUGAGGUUGAAGAGGAUCCUUGCUGGUGUGUUUGUGAAGGCAAAUGAUGGGAUAAUGGAUAUGCUGCGAAGGGUGGAGCCCUAUGUGACAUAUGGAUAUCCUAAUCUGAAGAGUGUGAAGGAGUUGGUUUACAAGAAGGGCUGUGGAAAGAUUCAUGGGCAGAGGGUUCCUCUCACUGAUAAUAAUAUCAUUGAACAGGCACUUGGAAAGUAUGGUAUUAUAUGCAUAGAAGAUAUUGUGCAUGAGAUUGCUACGAUUGGCCCGCAUUUUAAAGAGGUGGUGAGCUUUCUGUGGCCCUUCAAGCUUAACACGACAGAAAGUGUGCAGGGAAAGAAAAAGCUGUACAACGAUGGGGGUGAUGCUGGCAAUCGUGAAGAUCACAUCAAUGAACUCAUCUCUAAGAUGAAUUAACAUCACCAAUGCAUGUUCAAAUACCUUAUUCGCAGGUUAAAAUUUUUAUGUGUGAGAUGACCUGCUGCCAAGCUUGAGCUUAAUGGUCUACUACUUCCCAUAGCAUUCGAAUUAUCCUGUUACUUUUGGUCAAUGAGCAAUUGCAUCAGAUAGCAGUUUUGUAAACCCAUGUUGCUUGAAUCAUAUUUGUUUAUGAAAAUUUUAUUCUUUGAAAUAUGCUGUAUUAUUUAUGUAACCAACUCUCCAGGGAACCUAAUGCAUCAUUGCAUCUACCUCUGUAGAUUAUGGCAUCAA
Macadamia integrifolia is the source of this 1596-nucleotide messenger RNA. RefSeq names its product 60S ribosomal protein L7-2-like. The transcript is spliced from 7 exons. The record is from RefSeq and is a predicted model, not a curated record. Bases 565 to 1302 code for a protein of 245 amino acids. NCBI's taxonomy places the organism in Eukaryota, Viridiplantae, Streptophyta, Magnoliopsida, Proteales, Proteaceae. Gene Ontology annotation, cellular component: cytosolic large ribosomal subunit. Gene Ontology annotation, biological process: maturation of LSU-rRNA from tricistronic rRNA transcript (SSU-rRNA, 5.8S rRNA, LSU-rRNA). Gene Ontology annotation, molecular function: structural constituent of ribosome; RNA binding.